Molecule: messenger RNA, 1668 nt
Organism: Sardina pilchardus (European sardine)
Lineage: Eukaryota; Metazoa; Chordata; Actinopteri; Clupeiformes; Clupeidae
Gene: wfikkn1
Product: WAP, follistatin/kazal, immunoglobulin, kunitz and netrin domain containing 1
Exons: 3
Coding region: 1-1668 (555 amino acids)
Biological process (GO): transforming growth factor beta receptor signaling pathway
Cellular component (GO): extracellular region
Molecular function (GO): transforming growth factor beta binding; serine-type endopeptidase inhibitor activity; receptor antagonist activity
Source: RefSeq, a predicted model, not a curated record
AUGGAAAAUUCAUUGUGUGCACGAUUGCCUGCACCCAACUCUGAACAUCCAGGUGUUUGUCCAAACAAGUUGAAUGCCAACUUGUGGGUUGAUGCACAAAGCACCUGCGAACGCGAAUGUGAAGUCGACCAGGACUGUGCCGACUUUGAGAAGUGCUGCACGAACGUGUGCGGCCUGUACAGCUGCGUCGCUGCCCGCUUCGCCGACGGCUCCCCCGCCACGCCCGAUGGCGCGCCUGGCGAGGCCUCCAAGAGCGGGCAGAGCCCCGAGGCCACGUGCCAAGGCUUCAUCUGCAGCCAGCAGGGCUCCACCUGCGACAUCUGGGAGGGCCAGCCCAUCUGCAAGUGCCAGGACCGCUGCGAGAAGGAGCCCAGCUUCACGUGCGCGUCCGACGGACUCACCUACUUCAACCGCUGCUACAUGGACGCCGAGGCCUGCGUCCGCGGCGUCACGCUGACCGUGGUCACCUGCCGGUACCACCUGGCGGGGCCGCAGACCAGCCCGCUGCCGCAGGACACCACGGCGUUCCCGACCCCGACGGCGCACCUGGAGGACCAGCUGCCGCCGACGCUCUACAGCAACCCGAGCCACCAGUCGGUGUACGUGGGGGGGACGGUCAGCUUCCACUGCGACGUGAUCGGCAUGCCCCGGCCGGACGUCACCUGGGAGAAGCAGUCGGAGCGCCGCGAGCGGAUCGUCAUGAGGCCCGACCAGAUGUACGGCAACGUGGUCAUCACCAACAUCGGCCAGCUGGUGGUCUACAACGCCCAGGUGUGGGACACGGGCAUCUACACCUGCAUCGCCCGCAACGCCGUGGGCGUCCUGCGCGCCGACUACCCGCUGUCCGUCAUCCGGCGCUCCGAGGACGACUUCCUGGACGACCCGGAGCUCAACAUGCCCAUGGGCGACCCGUUCUCGCCCGCCGACUGCCUGGCCGAGCUGGACCGCCGGGAGUGCGGCGAGCGCAACGUGGAGUGGUACUACGACGCCAAGCAGGCCGCGUGCCUGACCUUCGCCCACGGCGGCUGCGAGGGCGCCCGCAACCGCUUCGAGACCUACGAGGAGUGCCGCGCCUCGUGCCAGCGCGAGGGCACGGGCGUCUGCCUGCUGCCCGCCGUCCAGGGCCCCUGCAAGUCCUGGGAGGCGCGUUGGGCGUACAACGCCGUGACGAAGCAGUGCCAGGCGUUCGCGUACGGGGGUUGCCACGGCAACGCCAACAGCUUCCGCACCAAGGCCGAGUGCGACGCCAACUGCCCGCGGACCAAGAGCCGGCCGUGCAAGACGUGCCGCGUCAAGAGCAAGAUGGUGCCCAGCCUGUGCCGCAGCGACUUCGCCAUCGUGGGCAAGCUGACCGAGCUGAUCGAGGACCUGGACACGGGCAUCGCCCGCUUCAGCCUGGAGAAGGUGCUCCGGGACGAGAAGAUGGGCCUGGCGUUCUUCAACACCCGGCACCUGGAGGUGACGCUGGCCAAGAUGGACUGGUCGUGCCCCUGUCCGAACAUCACCGCGGACGACGGCGCCCUGCUGGUCAUGGGGGAGGUCCAGGACGGCAUGGCCAUGAUCCAGCCGGACAGCUACAUCCGCCCCAUCUCCGAGAGGCGGCUGAAGAAGAUCCACGAGGUCCUCGAGAAGAAGACUUGUGAGAUGCUCAGGAGAUUCCAGGAUUAG